This is a messenger RNA of Pseudo-nitzschia multistriata, 2270 nucleotides long. NCBI's taxonomy places the organism in Eukaryota, Bacillariophyta, Bacillariophyceae, Bacillariales, Bacillariaceae. The record is from the annotation of a GenBank genome assembly.
CAAUCAAUUCUGACAUUCAAACAGGUAGAGAAAAAUGCGGAACACACUUCUGUGUGCUACGCUACGGUAUCGCAAUACAGUAUGGAAUCAAAAAAGACGACCACGGUACGUACGUACCGGAACUCGCAAACGAAGGAAGAUCGAACGAUGCACUAAGGAUGAAACGAACCAGCUGCUGUUCAGGUAUCGUACGAGAAAGAUUAUCCGUCACCUGAUCAAUAUCUCACGGGCACGGUGAAGAGCAAAAAUUAGAAACCAGAAAAAGGAGAGAGCACCCAAUGGCCGCCACUACCACGAGCAGUUCAAACACGAUAUCUGCCGGAACCGAUUCGACUCGGAACUUCCGAACGACAUCGUCCCUGCAGACCAAACGGCACACCGUUGCUUCUUUGACCCAGGCACAGGAAGGCUUUGCCGAUACGAACGAGGCGCGGUACUGGACACAGAAACUCGGCAUCGGACACUCUAAAAAGUACAGUGCACCCACAAACGACAAGAAAUACGCCCAUGUCCGCCAGCUCUACAUCCCACCCUUUCAGCGGAGGGAAGCGAUCGCCCACCAGGUCUUGUUCGGGCCGCUCCUGUCCUCGAAGCACCCACCCUUUGCGGUCGUGAGCGGUCCCCGUGUGCAUCUGUACGGAACCUCGACCACGGGGUCGGCAUUCGUUCGUGCACUGUACCAGAGUGCCCAUAGCGGAAGCGGCGAUGGGAAUGCCAUUGCCAUCCGCAGUGGCCAGGAUCUGGACCCCGACCGAUCGGUCCAAACGGGCGGAAAUCUCGCGCUGUCGGCGUCCUUUCGCAACGACGGGCGGCUCCUGGCCGUCGGUACCGAUGCCGGGGAGGCGCGGGUCUGCGACGUGACCAUGCGAGCUACGUUGACCACCUUUUCUGCGAAUUCCUUUCCGGUGCGCUCCCUGCUGUGGUUCCGGAACGGCCAGUACAUCCUUGCGGGUGGCGACGACGGUGUUGCGCGGAUAUGGAACCUGGGAUCGACUGAAAAGAAACGACCGAUGGUGUCGCUGGUGGGACACGGGGAUGUGAUCCGAUGUACGGACCUUUGGCAGAAUACGACAAAACAGACACAGCGCCAAAACCAAACAACGGAAUUCAGAGAACUGGCCGCAACAGGAAGCUACGACCACACCGUUCGGAUUUGGAAUGUUUCCAAUGUGGACAACAAAGAUGCGGACGAAAAGGAGGAAGGAAGGUGCCUUACUACUUUAAUGCACGGGUACCCCGUCGAGGCCGUGUGUUUUCUAAAAAGCUCCGACGAAUCAUCGGCUCCUGUCUGGCUGUUGUCGGCCGGUGGAACUAUCGUCAAGGUUUGGAAUCCUCUGAGUGGGCAGUGCCUGGGAACCUUUGGGACGCACCAUCGCAAGACGAUCACUAGUUUGUUGCUAGUUCUUCGCACCAAUUACGAAGAUGACGAAACGCGAACGAAAAAGGUUUCCAUGCGAAUCAUGACGGCGAGUUUGGACGGUGUCGUGCAGAUUCAUUCGUGGAACGAAAGCACCGGACAAAUGGGACAUCUGUACAGCACCAAACUAGCGGAAUCAAUCACGAGUGUAGCCACUGACAAAAGCGGGGAUCGCUUUGCCUUUGGAACCGUUUCUGGCCAUGUUUUGUUCAAAAUGAAAGGCCCCAGCGUAACAAACAAGAAACGCAAGGCCGUGCCGAGGGCGGGGACCUACAGCUUUUUCCAACGGGGAAUGAAUGCCGACGCGGGGACGUCCAGUAACGAMUACACGGUGGCUUCCAAGACGAAAAAACAACGAAAGCUCAACAAAUACAACCACGCCCUCAAGCAGUUCCGAUACUCCGAAGCGCUCGACGAGGUACUUUCUACGCGGAAUCCCAAAAACAUUGCGGGAGUUCUGGAAGAACUGGGCAAACGAAGGGGUCUCACACAUGCCCUGUCAAAUCGGGACGAAGAGACCCUCGAACCCCUCCUGCGAUACGUUACCCGGUACGUUAAAAGACCAGAAUACACCAGCUUGUUGGUGGGCGUGGUGCACAUUCUGAUCGAUAUCUAUGGCGACGUGGCUGGCGAAUCGGAAGACAUUGGCGGUCUCUUUCGAAAAUUGCGGCACCAAAUCGAACUGGAAUGCAAGGCACAAAAGAGCCUCAUGUUUCUGAUGGGGCAGAUCGAAGCCUCCAUGUAACGCAACAAACAAGGACAAUUAUUGCUACUACUUUAGUGAUUCAAUAGAAUGCAUCCCUAUUUUUUAACAAAUCAUUCAAUGUGCAGGACAUAAAAAUAUAUUCUAGAA